AACUUGACGUCCGCGAGAUAAGACCGCGUCAGUGCCAGUCUCCGAAUUCGGCGCGAUUAUCAGAGAAAUCCAGAAUCGGUAACAAAAACGCGUUUCGAGUUUAAAUAUCAACGAGAUGAAAUCGAGUAUCAGUAUCGUGUCGCAUGGCGAUCAUGUACAAGAGAACUGACAGAAGAACUGAGAACCCGGUGUAACAUGACAGUGAACCAAAAACCUUGAUCUGGUUAUGUGCAUGGACAAUAAAACAGUGCAGUGACCCUUUCCUUUAAGUAUUGUCGCAUAUUCCUUGUGAUAAAGUUAAGCUUCGCGAGACGAAAGUCUCAAUCACGGCAGCAAAAUUGAGCUGGAUUUGCACCAUCAACGGGCCACCGCCGGCCACUUUAUGAGGCCCGGCGGUAACAUGUGCGACGGCUCCUUCACGGAGACCCUGCGUAGUAUGCAGGGCAUAACGGGAGCAUCGCCACCGGGUAGCGCCGGUGUCGGUCCCAUGGGGGUCGGUCUCAACAGCCCACUAGGCCCGGGUGGCAAGAAGGUGCCGGUGGAACACAUCAAACGUCCCAUGAACGCCUUCAUGGUCUGGUCGCGGCUACAGCGACGAAAGAUUGCUCAAGAAAAUCCCAAGAUGCACAACAGCGAAAUCUCUAAACGACUUGGUGCGGAAUGGAAGCUCCUCACGGAGGAUGAAAAACGCCCGUUCAUCGACCAGGCCAAAAGGUUACGCGCCCAACACAUGAAGGAGCACCCCGACUACAAAUACAGACCGCGAAGGAAACCCAAGACCCUGCGGAAAGAAGGCUAUCCUUACAGUAUUCCGUAUCCAAGUGUUCCCAUGGACGCUCUUCGAGCCGGGAUGGCUGGUAGCAUGGGUCAAGCCGGGAUGGGCAGCUAUUACGGCCCUGCGGCCGCUUACGGGUCUCUUUCCGCGGCCAGUAUGGCUGCAGCUGCGGCAGCGGCAGCACAACAAUCAGCAGCCAUGUCUGGUCUCGCGGCACCUGCUCAGGUCGUAAGUUCUAUGGAUGCUAUGAAAUAUUCAAUGGAAGCAGACAAGUAUCGCGCCUAUAUGCCACCUAGCACUCUCGCGAUGAGCAUGUAUCCAGAUCCCAAAUAUCUGGAUUCAUCUAAUCCCAAAACUUAUUUGGAUCGCACCUACUUGGAUUCUGCGAAAGCAUACUUCGAGCAAUCCAAACUCUACAUGGAUCAGAAGCCGACCAUCGCAGAUUACAAUCGAUCCAGUUACGAACCCAACAAGCUCUACGAGGAAUCCAGCCCGGGCAGCGUAGUCGGCAUCCCGGCAAGAUCACCGGCCCCGGAUUCCCCAGACACGAGCAAGCAACACGAGAGAACGGAGCAGGGCUCGUCUAGCGCGAGCUCGACAUCAACAUCAUCGGCCGCAAGUCCUGGAGCAACCUUAUCCACUUACUAUCCCGGACCUGUUCAAGCUGGCGGUCUACUAGGCCCACAAAUGGGCCAAUACGGCGGAUAUCAGACGGCACCGACACCGGGAAACGAGUCUUUUCGCCGGCCAUUGACAGUCAUCUUCUGACCCGACAGAGCGUAGCUCUGAUCAAUUCUCGACGAGCAGCUGCUAUAAUUCCUGACUCGCGAUCGCUAACGCAUUUCGCGAAUUUAAGGCUGGGAUAAGCAAUCGCGGUUUCGCCGAUUGAAAAAAAAAAAACAUCAUCUUCUGAAAUCAAGAUUUUGUGGAAAUCAAGAUCUUCAAGAAGAAAAGCUGCCACAGUUCUGGUCACCCUGCCGUUUAACGCAGAUUUUAUGGAACGAAAGUGAUGAACGUUAUGUGCUAGAGUUAGAGAUUUAUUAAACUUUACUGUCUUCUCUUGAAAUAAGCUAUUUCUUUUGCUGAAUGGAUUUUCGACGUCACCAUUCCCUCAUCAUAAUGGCUAUCACGGAUUUUAACAGACUAUCGACGAUGAAAUCUUCUUCUGAAGAGUACUCUCAAUUUUAGAAAAAUUCUCUAAUAAUCUUUAAAAGAUUCUAGCAAUAUUAAAGCGUGGUAUAGAUAAAUGCAGAUAAGGAAAAUUAAAUAAAAGCUGGAGAAGAGAGAAAGAGUUGAGGAAGAAGAAAAUCUUCAGAAAAUGUUGUUAAUUCAACAAUUUGGCAUCCACCGUUUAAGGUGUGAUCUGAAGAAAUUUUAUCAAGCAACCAGGAAGAAUUACACCAUUUUUCGGUUGGAUAUAUAAUCGCGUCGCUUUAGUAGCGAAGUUAAAAUAGACCAACUGAAGCAGACCCCAAGAAGCAAAGGACGGAUUAACGACUAUGGACGUCGUUAUGAAUGACAACGAAGACCGAGAGGGUUCUCGCUGUGUCGUCAACUGACUAGUCUUACGAGACAAAUGAUUAAGAUCUGUAAGAAGACGUUUGUACAUAGUCCCUGUGUAAAUAGUGUAGCAAAAACACGGCUUUUCCGGAUAUCCGCACGCGAAUCCGCUUUCUUACGGUCUCCAUUCUCGCGUAUGAAGCGCGAUCGUCGACGAAGAAAGCAGUACAAACGAAAUCAUGUGUACGCAAUUAUGGUGUCUCCGAAACCUAUCCCGAGUGGCUCGAUUUCGUUGGAACAAUGUAAGCAUCUCUUUAUUUUCUCUGUUUUCGACUCCCACAACUGGUGGUAAAGGUAUACGAAAUGUUUAAUUUGUAAUAACCAGCUGAGAGUUGCACAGUUUUAAUUAAAAAUAAUGUAAAUCACGUGAUAUAUACAUUAGUUUAAAAAGUGUCGGCUUUCAUAUCAUUUUCUUAGAAUCUUAGAAUACUUUUAUGUAACUUGAAAAUUUCGAUAAAACUUAAAAAAUUUUAUCAAAAAAUUCCAUUUAACUUUUUCUUAUAAAUUCGCUUUACUUUAAUCUGAGAAAAAUUUUCGUAAAAAGGUAUAAUAAAAAUUGCGCCAUAAACGUAGCGCCAUAAAAUUGCGUUCAUAAACGUUUAUUUAAAGUUUGCGAUUAUGCGUAUCGGAGUAACAUAGAUAGGUGAUGGAUAUGCAAGAAAUUAUGAUAUCGCAUGGUACCAGUACGUUAUACAUUUUUUUUUAAUAAAAAAUGUGACAGAUUGUCAUUUAAUAUAA
This is a messenger RNA of Nylanderia fulva, 3073 nucleotides long. RefSeq lists its product as uncharacterized. Gene Ontology annotation, biological process: negative regulation of transcription by RNA polymerase II; neuron differentiation; positive regulation of transcription by RNA polymerase II. NCBI's taxonomy places the organism in Eukaryota, Metazoa, Arthropoda, Insecta, Hymenoptera, Formicidae. Gene Ontology annotation, molecular function: DNA-binding transcription activator activity, RNA polymerase II-specific; RNA polymerase II cis-regulatory region sequence-specific DNA binding. The record is from RefSeq and is a predicted model, not a curated record. Gene Ontology annotation, cellular component: nucleus.